CACAGUUCGCAAAAUAAUUACAUCUUAGCACACUGUAAAUAAAUCAUCUUUUCGUUUCCGCUGAAAAGUCUUCACAGUGAAAUGUCGCGUGAGUAGACGAUCUUUGCUGAAAGGUGGUUGCCGAAGUUGUCAGAAGCAGGCGAGAGUCCACGAGAACGGGAACUGUUGUGGAUUACCCACCCCACACAUACCGAACAGGGAAGGACGGGAUUGUCCGAGAAACUUUAAAAAAAUAAAUAAGAAAAAGACAACCGUUCAAUCGGACACGGUGGCAGCUCCGAGGAGAAAAGUUUCCCGGGAUUUAAGUUCGCAGAGGAGCGCCGGAGUUCGCCGUCCUUUCCCGGGAGGACUCACAAGCGGAGGCACGUUCAGGUCUGCUGCUGAGCCAUGGUGGUAAAUAUUUCCCUCUUAUGCUGAGCCGCCUUGUGGGACAGUCAGAGGCAUCAUGGCGGAUUUGCCCAUCGCGCCGGGCGAGAUCUACAUCGAAGUCGAGUACGACUAUGAGUACAAGUCCAAGGACCGCGUCAUCACCAUUCGGGAAGGGGAAUGUUACAUGCUGAUGAAGAAAGCUAAUGAGGACUGGUGGCAGGUGAGGAAAGACGAAACCACAAAGCCGUUUUACGUACCGGCUCAGUAUGUGCGUGAGGUCCGGAAAGCCCUCAUGCCGCCACCGAAACCCCUCUCACACUCCCACUCUGCGUCUGGAAACUCCAACCCACGCAGCGGCGCUUCCCUCUGGGUGAAACCAAACACUCUGGACCUGGGGAUCAAUAACCAAGCCGCUGACUCCCUUCACCGAAACGAGUCCAAAACCCGGCGCUCUCCUUCCGCCCAAACUGCCUCUUCAGCCCACUUCAGUCCCCCGAUCCCCCGCAGGAACAGUAACCACCACCAUGCUCCCGGUACGCCCACCGAGCACGAGCGCUGUCUUGCAGAAAUCCUUGUUCAGGGCGGCUUACCCCUAAAAGGCUCGUCCAGCACCCUGCCUCGCACCCGCACCCGGUCGCCGGACUCGCUGAGGGCGCCGCCGGACGCCACGCAGCACUGCGACUCCGCAGGAGAGGAGAGACGCACCAACGACUCAGAGUCGGGAGAUGAACUGAGCAGCUCUUCGACUGAACAUCUCCAGCAUCAUGUGUCCCCUCUCACCGACGUCACAACAGACUGA
Messenger RNA from Poecilia latipinna (sailfin molly), 1168 nucleotides. RefSeq names its product rho GTPase-activating protein 12-like. Gene Ontology annotation, cellular component: cytoplasm. NCBI's taxonomy places the organism in Eukaryota, Metazoa, Chordata, Actinopteri, Cyprinodontiformes, Poeciliidae. The record is from RefSeq and is a predicted model, not a curated record. Gene Ontology annotation, molecular function: protein binding. The coding region runs from base 446 to 1168 and encodes 240 amino acids. The transcript has 3 exons. Gene Ontology annotation, biological process: regulation of GTPase activity.